Molecule: messenger RNA, 1060 nt
Organism: Cutaneotrichosporon oleaginosum
Lineage: Eukaryota; Fungi; Basidiomycota; Tremellomycetes; Trichosporonales; Trichosporonaceae
Source: RefSeq, a predicted model, not a curated record
UCAACAUUUCGCUUCCUCAUCGCUCGAUGUCUCACUCCCUCGCUCAAGCCGACGGGCAUGGCCGCGUAUGCAGCGCGCGGCUCGGAAACCAUCGGAGACCGAUGCACUCACCCGCUCACCCGCUAACUCACACGCGUACAUGUACCCACCCGAGCGGCACGCUGCAUCGUACACAUUCCACUUCGGCAUCGAAGCUGACCUCGGCCAUGCCGACCAGGCGCACCAAAGCUCACAAGUCGUCUCGGCACCGGCCUGAUUGAUGUAGCAUAUAACGGCUUGCCCAUCACUCGACGACGGCAGACAUCAAGUCUUCACAACGACCGACAAGCUCACCAACCUACUUCACGAGCCCACAUCACAACCGUCAUUUCCCACAAGUAUAUUCCCACGAGUAUAACCCCGCAAUUUCCCCCAUGUACUUUUACCGGCCCCGCUUCGGUAUCUUCCGUCGCCUUGUAUGGUUCGGCCUCGGCGUUGGCGCUGCCCACUGGUGGAUGCGCAGCAGGGAGCGCCGGCUUGACUCCUCCUGCUACCGCUACCAGCGCCCAAUCGAGGCCCCUCCCACUUCAGCAUAUACAUGGCCGUCCGCCAUGACGCCCGUGAGCCCUCCAGAGGCUCCUACCGUGCAAGAACACAUGACCGAGCAGCCCCAGGAGGAGCGUCGUCGCGGCUGGCGCCGCCACCACUCGGCGCCUGCGCCCGCCAACAACACGUCCGCGCCGCCGAAGUACGAUGCCGACACCCAGGCGGAAAUCGACCGCCUUCAGCGUGCCGCCGAGGCGCUGUGGGAGCAGCGCAAGGCCGAGGCCAUCGAGGCCACCGUGGCCGCCCGCGAGACGGCGCGCGACUUCGCAGUUGAUAACCUCAAGCGUCUCACCGACCUGCUGCAGCGCAUUGGCACCAGCCUGGACGAGGAGAAACGCCGCAACGAGGAGCAGAAGAAGCGCUGGGUGUAACUCUGGCGCCAUUACUCCUGGCCCUCCAUAGCUGCCACUCCCUCCUUUAGAGCCAUAUAUCAUGGCGAUGUAGAUAGAAGCAUAGUAAUGAACCUCUCUUUGAC